This is a messenger RNA of Aricia agestis (brown argus), 1997 nucleotides long. Its product is annotated as acid phosphatase type 7. Gene Ontology annotation, molecular function: metal ion binding; acid phosphatase activity. NCBI's taxonomy places the organism in Eukaryota, Metazoa, Arthropoda, Insecta, Lepidoptera, Lycaenidae. The record is from RefSeq and is a predicted model, not a curated record. The coding region runs from base 169 to 1488 and encodes 439 amino acids. The transcript is spliced from 10 exons.
CUAUACUCACAAGGAGAUAUUAACUAGCCAACCCAGUGGUGCAGGUUAUUGUGAGGUUAUUGCUAUAGAUAAUUUAUUCCCAAAUAUUUUAUUAAAUCAUUGUAAUGUUUAACUAGCUUGUUGUUGGUAGCAGUCGGGGAAACUUGACCAUCAACAAUAGCAUUCAAAAUGAUUAUUAAGAUGUUUUGGUACACUUGUUUUUUGUUUAGUAUUAUUGUAUCGACUUCUUCGAUUGUGGCUGGAUACAAUUGUGAAUUUUGUCAACCAGAACAAGUUCAUAUCGCAUUUGGAAACAAGCCCAACGACAUUGUAGUGACAUGGACCACAUUCGACAAAACCAAGGAGUCUCGUGUGCAGUAUGGUGUUGGGUCCAUGGAUCAGGAGGCUUCCGGCAUUGCCUCGGUCUUUGUGGACAAUGGGACAGAGAAGAGGCACAUGUAUAUACACCGCGUGACUCUCCCGGACUUGAAGUUUGACACUACUUAUGUGUACCACGUGGGCUCUGUGUACGGGUGGUCGGAGCUGUUCUCGUUCAAGACGCCGCCGCAGGGUGAGGACUGGGUCGUCCGCGCCGCCAUCUACGGCGACAUGGGCAAUAGGAACGCUCAUUCCCUCUCGUACCUGCAAGACGAGGCGCAGCGCGGCCACUUCGACGUGAUCCUGCACGUCGGCGACUUCGCGUACGACAUGCACGACGACAACGCGCGCGUCGGCGACGAGUUCAUGCGGCAGAUCCAGCCGCUCGCCGCCGCCGUCCCUUACAUGGUCUGCCCCGGCAACCACGAGCAGACCUACAACUUCAGCAACUACCGCGCCCGUUUCUCGAUGCCCGGGGACUCGGAGAGCCUGUUCUACAGUUGGGACCUCGGCCCCGUCCACUUCGUGUCCAUCUCCACCGAGGUGUACUACUUCAUGUGCUACGGGGUCAAACUCAUGACCAACCAGUACGAUUGGCUGAGAGAGGAUCUGACCAAAGCGACUCUGCCGGAGAACAGGCAAGUCCGGCCCUGGAUAAUCAUGUACGGGCAUAGACCGAUGGUUUGCAGCAACAUGUAUGAUGAUUGCAACGAUACAAUGUUACCCAACCGCGUGGGCAUCAAUGACACAUGUGCUCUUGAGCCGCUGCUGCGCGAGUUCGGCGUAGACGUGGUGAUCUGGGCGCACGAGCACAGCUACGAGCGGACCUGGCCGCUAUACGACCUCAAGGUCUACAACGGUAGUCUCGAGCACCCUUACACCAACCCCAAGGCACCUGUGCAUAUUGUGACUGGCUCUGCCGGCUGCAAGGAGAGCACGGACCCGUUCAAACCGGAGCCGGAGGAGUGGUCGGCGUUCCGUUCGAGCGACUACGGCUACACGCGCAUGUUCGCGCACAACCGCACGCACAUACACUUCCAGCAGGUGGACGUGAACCUUAAAGGAGAAAUAAUCGACGACUUCUGGAUCAUCAAGGAGGCGCACGAACCCUUCUACAACUUGUUCGACUAGAGCGAGACGGAAACGUGUGGUCUCGCUCGCACUAUACUAGUUUAGUACCUACUGAGUUUUAUGAAAACCACAGAUCAAAUAGAACCCUAGAUAUCACACGGCUUUAUUACUAAUAAUUACACAAAUUUUACAUCAAAUCAAACUACGUUUUUUUCCGAAUUCUUUCGUAUGUAGAGUGUAGACUUGCCGUGUAGUAGCUUGGCUUACACUUAAUACUCGUGGAUAGAAAACAUCAUUUUGUUUGUAGAAAUCUAUCUACUUUUAAUUUGAUCUGAAUUCUCGGCUAUGACAUUGAUCUAGUGAUUUAUGUAUGGCUUAAGGUUAAUCGCCUUAUGAAAAAAGUUAUACAGCUCUAUAGUUUUAUGUGCAAGCGAGACACAAGAUGCUUUCUAUUUCUUUCUAUUGCUACUAUUUUAUGACUUUGUACCAUUUAUUAAGAUUAACUUUUGUAUAAUUAUGAAAUUAGAAUAAAAAACUAAAUUUUUCGCCAUCGUGUAUCCAAAGAAAAU